CGCAGCAAAAAAGGGCGGAGUGAGGGAUCAGCCGCUUGUCGGCCAUUUGCAUUUGGCUCCGCCUGCAAUUGGGGAGAAGAAGGGAGGGAAGCCGCGAUGGAAGACGGGCAGCGCCCCGGGGUGGCGGUGGUGCUGGAUCGGGACCCCUCCAGCCCAGCUCCCCGCUGCCCUCACGGUGAGUCGCCCUUCCUCCCCAUCUCUAACGAUGGCUGCAUGCUGCAAAUCCCACUUUUCUUCCGCCACCUCCAAUCUCGCAUAUCUAUAUAGUUGUCGCCUUUGCGCGCCGCCUUUCCUGCCCAGGAGCUCAAGGCGGCUCAACCUUCAGCUUUGCGCCUCCCCGUUUCCUCCUUGCAACAGCCCUAGACUAGAGCAGGCUUCCUGAAACUCGGCCCUCUGGAUGAUUUGAGACUACAAUUCCCAGCAUCCUUGACCACUGGUCCUGCUAGCUAGGGAUCAUGGGAGUUGUAGGCCAAAAAACAUCUGGAGGGCCGAGGUUGAGGAAACCUGGGCUACAGGCUGAGAGUCACCCCCAGGGAGCUUCACAGCCAGUUGGGGUCUUGAACUUGGGUGCUUUCCCAGGUCCUCGUCAGUGUUUCUCAAAACUUGGGUCUCCAUCUUUGCUGGAAUACAAUUCCCAUCACCCCUGGCUAGCAGGAGAUCAGGGGUGAUGGGAGUUGUAGUCCAACAAACAGCUGGAGAACGCAUGUUUGAGAAAUACUGCAAGCAUUAUGUCACACUGGUGUAGUUUUACUACAAUAUGAGUCAUCUUUUAAAGCAUGGUAGGUGCAGUCUGGUCAUACAUAAACGCUUCCAAGGUGGCAAUCCUAAACACGCUUAACUGGCGAGCGCAGCACAGGAUUGCAUUGCAAAAGAGUCUUCCACCCCCUCCUUUCAUUUGGGACCCCAACUUGUAUCAGUGUUUGAGGAAGCUUGUAUCAGAGCUUGAGGAAGCUAGUUAUCUCCCGCUUGGACUACUGCAACGCGCUCUACAUGGGGCUACCUUUGAAGGUGACCCGGAAACUGCAACAAAUCCAGAAUGCGGCAGCUAGACUGGUGACUGGGAGUGGCUGCCAGGACCACAUAACACCAGUCCUGAAAGAUCUGCAUUGGCUCCCAGUACGUUUCCGGGCACAAUUCAAAGUGUUGGUGCUGACCUUGAAAGCCCUAAACGGCCUCGGUCCUGUAUACCUGAAGGAGCGUCUCCACCCCCAUCGUUCAGCCCGGACACCGAGGUCCAGCGCCGAGGGCCUUCUGGCGGUUCCCUCAUUGCGAGAAGUGAGGUUACAGGGAACCAGACACGGGGCCUUCUCAGUAGUGGCGCCCGCCCUGUGCAACGCCCUCCCUUCAGAUGUGAAGGAAAUAAGCAGCUAUCCUAUCUUUAAAAGACAUCUGAAGGCAGCCCUGUUCAGGGAAGUUUUUAAUAUUUAACGCUGUAUUGUAACUUGAUUGGGAGCCGCCCAGAGUGGCUGGGGAAACUCAGCCAGAUGGGCGGGGUAUAAAUAAUAAAUUAUAUUAUUAUUAUUAUUUCUCCCCAUCUUUAACGAUGGCUGCAUGCUGCAACCCACUUUUCUUCCGCUUUCUUCCCCCACCCCGGGCAAAUCUCGCCUAUCCAUAUAAUUGUCGCCUUUGCACCCCGGGUGCCUUUCCUCCCCAGGAGCUCAAGGCGGCUUAACCUUCUUCUUUUUUUAAUAAUAAUUUUUAUUAAUUUUAACAUAUAAUUUAUCAUACAUAUCACAAAGCUUCAUCAUUUAUACAAUCCCUCAGCACCUCUGAUGAUCCACCGUUUUAACCACUUCUUAUGCAUUUCUUAAGUUCUUAUUCCCUUUAAUUAUAACUAAUCCUCCUCCCCCUUAUCCAUUUUUGCAAUAAUUCCCAUAAUACUCCUCACAAAACUUCUUGCAAACCUACAAACGUCGUCUGAUCUUCACAAAUACUUUUCAAAUAAUCUGUAAAUUUACUCCAGUCUUCUGUGGAUUUCUGGUCCUGCCGAUUUCAAAUCCUUCCUGUUAGUUUGUCCAACUCUGCAUAGUCCAUUAAUUUCAUCCUCCAUUCUUCUUUCGUCGGUAAUUCUUCUUGCUUCCAUUUUUGGGCCAAUAACGUUCUUGCUGCCGUUGUUGCAUAUAAGAACAGCUUACGUUCCUUUCUAUUUAUAUCACUUCCUACAAUGCCCAAAAAGAAUGCUUCUGGUUUCUUUAUAAAUGUAGAUUUCAACAUAUUUUUCAUCUCAUUAUAUAUCAUCUCCCAGAAGCUUUUCACCAAGGCGGCUUAACCUUCAGCUUUGCGCCUCCCCGUUUCCUCCUUACAACAGCCCUGCGAGGUAGGGUAGAGCAGGCUUCCUCAAACUCGGCCCUCUGGAUGAUUUGAGACUACAAUUCCCAGCAUCCUUGACCACUGGUCCUGCUAGCUAGGGAUCAUGGGAGUUGUAGGCCAAAAAACAUCUGGAGGGCCGAGGUUGAGGAAACCUGGGCUACAGGCUGAGAGUCACCCCCAGGGAGCUUCACAGCCAGUUGGGGUCUUGAACUUGGGUGCUUUCCCAGGUCCUCGUCAGUGUUUCUCAAAACUUGGGUCUCCAUCUUUUGCUGGAAUACAAUUCCCAUCACCCCUGGCUAGCAGGAGAUCAGGGGUGAUGGGAGUUGUAGUCCAACAAACAGCUGGAGAACGCAUGUUUGAGAAAUACUGCAAGCAUUAUGUCACACUGGUGUAGUUUUACUACAAUAUGAGUCAUCUUUUAAAGCAUGGUAGGUGCAGUCUGGUCAUACAUAAACGCUUCCAAGGUCGCAAUCCUAAACACGCUUAACUGGCGAGCGCAGCACAGGAUUGCAUUGCAAAAGAGUCUUCCACCCCCUCCUUUCAUUUGGGACCCCAACUUGUAUCAGUGUAAUUGAGGUGCGUGGCUGCUUUUGUUUUUUGGUUCUGUUGUUUAUUCCCCUGAAAGAUUAUUUAGGUGCGAUCCAGCCAUACAGAAGCGCUUCCAGGGUCACAAUCCUAAACACACAACUAGGGAGCAAGGGGUGCAAGCAGAGCUUACUUCUGAGUAAGCACAGCACAGAAUUGUGACGCAGAUCCUACAAAGGGUCUUCCACAGUGUGCUUUCAUCUUAUCAUCUAGUAUCAAUAUAGUUUAGGUGUGUGACUGUUUGUUUUUGUUGGGCUGUUGUUGUAUUUAGCUCUGAAAGAUUUAUUAUUAAAAAUCUGUUAAAAUGAUCCCGCCGUACAGAAGAGCUUCCAAGAUUGUAAUCCUAAACACACUUAACUAGGGAACAAGGGGAGAAAUCAGGGCUUUCUUCCAAGUACCAGGCAGGGAACCAGGCAGAGGGCCUUCUUGGUAGUGGCACCCGCCCUGUGGAACGCCCUCCCGUCAGAUGUUAAGGGAAUAUCCGACUUUUAGAAGACAUCUGAAGGCAGCCCUGUUUAGGGAAGUUUUUAAUGUUUGAAGUUUUAUUCUGUUUUUAAUGUUCUGUUGAAAGCCGCCCAGUGUGGCUGGGGAAACCCAGCCAGAUGGGUGAGGUAGAAAUAAUAAUAAUAAUAAUAAUAAUAAUAAUAAUAAUAAUUAGUAAGCACAGCACAGAAUCACAUUGCAAAUCCUACAAAUUCUGUUUAUAUUUAGGGGAAAUAUUAACAACACGGUACGCGGGUGGCGCUGUGGGUAAAACCUCAGUGCCUAGGACUUGCCGAUCGUAUGGUCGGCGGUUCGAAUCCCCACGGCGGGGUGAGCUCCUGUCGUUCGGUCCCAGCUCCUGCCCACCUAGCAGUUCGAAAGAACAUCAAAGUGCAAGUAGAUAAAUAGGUACCGCUUUAUAGCGGGAAGGUAAACGGCGUUCCCGUGUGCUGCGCUGGUGCUGGCUCGCCAGAGCAGCUUCGUCACACUGGCCACGUGACCCGGAAGUGUCUCCGGACAGCGCUGGCCCCCGGUCUCAGUGGCGUAGCGUGGGGGGUGCAGGGGGGGCCAGUCGCACCGGGCGCAACAUCUGGGGGGGGCGCUCGCACUCGCAGCUCUCUGCCCCUACCUGGCUCACUCACUCUCUCUCACUGCAGUGCUGGCUGUGCGAAUCCGAUCCGAGCCGCUGGGUCGCCGCCCACUGUGGAGGGUGGGUGCCAGGCGUGCGGUGCGGAGAGAGCGAGGGACUAUCUGGGGGAGGGACAGUGCAGCGGCCACCCAGCACAGCGCUGAGCGCAGGAGAGAACCACACCAGACCAGACCAGGCAGCAGCAAGAAGAAGCUGGCAGCGGCGGCAGGUUAGGGGUUAGGGGGCGCAAAUUACUUGCCUUGCCCCAGGUUAGGGGGCACAAAUUACUUGCCUUGCCCCGGGUUAGGGGGCGCAAAUUACUUGCCUUGCCCCAGGUGCUGACAACCCACGCUACGCCGCUGCCCGGUCUCUUAAGUGAGAUGGGCGCACAACCCUAGAGUUGGACACGACUGGCCCGUACGGGCAGGGGUACCUUUACCUUUACCUUUAUUAACAACACAUUGCAACUUAACUUGUCUAGCUGAAGUAAGUUCCCUUGAAUUAAGUGGGACAGGUUGCAGCAGUAAAAAAAGGUCCUUUCUCCCAGUGGGGCUUAAAAGUGCCUACCAGUUUUUCUAGGAGUUUAUUUAGGAUUUGGAGUGGUUUUUUUAACUUGUUUUUAUUAGCUUCAGUGGGCAGUUUAGUGAUGUGCUGUUGCCUUUCUGCUUAAUCUACAUACCGUAUUUUUCGCUCUAUAAGACGCACCAGACCACAAGACGCACCUAGUUUUGGGAGGAGGAAAACAAGAAAAAAAAUAUUCUGCAUCUCAGAAGCCAGAACCGCAAGAGGAUCGCUGCGCAGCGAAGCAGCGAUCCCUCUUGCUGUUCUGGCUUCUGGGAUAGCUGCGCAGCCUGCAUUCGCUCCGUAAGACGCACACACAUUUCCCCUUACUUUUUAGGAGGGGGAAAGUGAGUCUUAUAGAGCAAAAAAUACAGUAAUGAGGUUGCAACAUUUUUUCUGUAGUAGUGUCACGUUCCUCCAAGAAGAAUUGGAAAAUAAAAUGUGACACAUACUUAACGAAAGACAGAGCAUCACAGAGGCAAAAACCAAACAAAAUGGAAAAUGGAAGCAAAAGCCGUCCAGUCAAAUAUAAAGUUGGAGGAGAGGGAACGCUCACAAGGCCACAGUUUCUGAUGAUAAUGCUGGAGACAGUUCCAAGCAGCAAAGAAUUAGGGCUGCAAGGCCUUGUUGGUCUUCCCUGAACCUAAGUUUCUCCACCACGAUAUGGUGUUAGUGUGUUUGCUCCAACCCUUUGUAAUAAUAAUAAUAAUAAAAAAAUUUAUUUAUACCCCACCCUCCCCAGCCAAGACCCGGCUCAGGGCGAAUAACAACCAACAAUAAAAACAAGUUGAUUUAAAUACAACUUAGAAAACAAGAUUAAAAUACAACAUUAAAACAUUAAGAUGCAGCCUCUUCACAGGAGGAGAAAGGAAAAAAGAAAGAGGGGGAGGGAAUCAAAUUAAUUCUAAGCCUAAGUCUUACAGGCCCUGCGGAAAGAAAUCAGAUCCUGCAGGGCCCUGGUCUCAUGAGACAGAGCGUUCCACCAGGCCGGGGCCACUGUUGAAAAGGCCCUGGCUCUGGUUGAGGCUGAUCUAACUUCCUUAGGGGCUCUAGGGUGUUGCUAUUUAUGGACCUUAAGGUCCUCUGUGGGGCAUACCAGGAGAGGCGGUCCUGUAGGUACAAGGGUCCUAGGUCGUGAAGGGCUUUAAUGGUCAAAACCAGCACCUUAAAUCUUUGGGGUUCCUUUUACUGUAACAGCAGAGUUACCCAGAAAGUAUUCCUGCUUUCUUCAUAGCAGUAGUCCAGCUCUAUCGGUGAAUCCUCUGAAGGAAUAAAUGCCAUUCAGUUCUUCUCACGGGCGGAGGAAGGGGGUGCGGUGGGGGCGGACCGUCCCGGGUGCCUUCGCUGAGGGGGGUGACAUUUGGCGCGCUGCCCGCCCGCGACACCCAAGCCUACCCCGAGCUGUCAGGGGAAGGGGGGAGCUGCAGUGCUUUGCCGGGGGCAUUCCCUCCCUUCCCCCUUUGUUUUGACAGCUGCGGGAGGCUUGGGAGUCGUGGGCGGGCAGCGCACCGGAUGUCCCCCAUUGGUGGCUUGCUCCGCCCCCGGUUGCAGGGCACGCGCGCCGCUCUGUGCACCCGAGCGGCUGUCCCGCGAUGUGGGGUUUGCCCGUUUGUUUAGAGCCUGUCUGUACAGGGGGGGAAAGGUAGAGGGACACCUGACCGUUCGGUCCAGUCGUGACCAACUCUGGGGUUGCGGCGCUCAUCUCGCUUUAUUGGGCGAGGGAGCCGGUGUACAGCUUCCGGGUCAUGUGGCCAGCAUGACUGAGCCGUUUCUGGCGAACCAGGGAGCCGGUCCACUGUCCCUUAGACCUUGUGGGGGGCCGGACUAUAUUUUGGGGGGGAAAAGAAAGAACUAAUUCCUAUGCCCCACAAAUAACCCAGAUAUGCAUUCUAAAUAAAAGCACACAUUCUACUGAUGUAAAAACACCAGGCAGGCCCCACAAAUAACCCAGAGAUGCAUUUUAAAUAAAAGGACACAUUCUACACAUGUAAAAACACACUGAUUCCCGGACCAUCCAAGGACCGGACUGAGAAGGCGAUUGGGCCAGAUCCGGCCCCCGGACCUUAGUUUGCCUACCCAUGAUUUAGAUUCAGUCUCACACAGUCCCCAUCCUACUGGCAUGGCUGUGAGAAAGAAGUUGGAAGUUUUUUCUUCUCUUUCAGAUAAAGCACUGGUUUUCUCCAAAGUUUUAAUUUAUAUUACAAGUUGCAGAACUCUGUAUCAUUACUGGUCUACAUAAAAAAAGGAAAAAGAACUAUAUAGAGAGAUUUUAAUCCUCUCUGUUCCCUGCAGCCAUGUGGACAGAGAGACAGACUCUCUCCUCCCCCAGACAUGCCCAGAUAAAGAACCUGUUGCCGGGGAGAAUUCUCAUUGCUAAGCAAACUUGCUUCAAGGAUCAGUUCAAGUUUAUUUUUUGAAUCCACCAACAUAUGGAACCUUUAUUCCCACCCGCCUCAGUAUUUUAGUGUAGGCCUUAAAUUUGCGUGUUCAGACCCAGAAACCUCCCCCUAAAUAAAUUCACACUUUUUUUGGGGGGGGGGCAUAUUAUUUUUAAUUAGUUUUUUAACAUAUCAUUUCCCACAAUAAUUAAACAUACUUUUACAUCUUAUUCAAAUUUUUUACUUCCAUCAAUCCUGUCUGAAAAUUUUCCAAUCUAAUCUCUCAGUAUGCAUUUCUUAUCUUCCCUAUUACAUUUCGAACUCAUAACCAAUACAGUGGUGCCUCGCAAGACGAAAUUAAUUCGUUCCGUGAAUUUUUUCGUCUAGCGAAUUUUUCAUCUUGCGAAGCACGAAAUCCCAUAGGAAUGCAUUGAAAAUCAAUUAAUGUGUUCCUAUGGUCAAAAAAAAGUCCAAACAAAGCCAAAUUUGGUACAACAAGAGUUUAUUAAGUGCUCUUUAAAGUCACACAUACUGUAAAGAGCAUUUCAAAAUUCAAACCCAGAAUUUUUUUUAAAAAACAGCAGAGUUGCCCAAUGGUCACAGAAAAUCAUAAAAAUGCAGAAAAAAACACACAAGCUUCCAGAUUCUUGCAAACCCCUCCCCAACUGUUCCCCCAGCCACCCAGCACACAGAAAUUCAAAUCCAGAAUUUUUUUAAAAAAACAGCAGAGUUCCCCAAUGGUCACAGAAAAUCAUAAAAAUGCAGAAAAAAACACACAAGCUUCCAGAUUCUUGCAAACCCCUCCCCAACUGUUCCCCCAGCCACCCAGCACACAGAAAUUCAAAUCCAGAUUUUUUUUAAAAAAAACAGCAGAGUGCCCCAAUGGUCACAGAAAAUCAUAAAAAUGCAGAAAAAAAACACACAAGCUUCCAGAUUCUUGCAAACCCCUCCCCAACACCAAGUCCUUGAAUUCCAAACACCCCAACCCAAAAUCCAAAAUCCCCCAAAAAAGUUUUAAAAGCUUAACUUACGAAAUGGCUGCAAAAGAUGUUUUGGAAAAGCUUCAAAAAUCACCAAAGUCUUAAAAAACCUCAAAAAAGGCUACUAUGUACACUGCGUUCUAUGAGUUGCUCCUCGAAGUCAAGUCGCAACUGUAUUAACGGUGUUAAGAAAAAGGAAACAAACUUGCAAGACGUUUUCGUCUUGCGAAGCUAAGCCCAUAGGGAAAUUCGUCUUGUGAAGCAGCUCAAAAAACGGAAAACCCUUUCGUCUUGCGAGUUUUCCGUCUUGCGAGGCAUUCGUCUUGCAGGGCACCACUGUAUCUCUAUCUUUUUCUACUUUGUAACACUUGGUAUAUUUCUCCUUACAAAACUUCUUGUAAUCCUACUAGCGUAAUUUGUUGAUUACAGUUGCUCUUCAAAUAAUUCAUAUACUUCUUCUUUCAAUCUUCUGUAAAUCUCUGGUCCCGCAGAUUUCGAAUCCUUCCUGUCAUUUUGUCCAAUUCGGCAUAGUCCAUUAAUUUCGUCUGCCAUUCUUCUUUCGUCGGAAUUUCUUCUUGUUUCCAUUUCUGGGCUAACAACACUCUUGCCAAAUAAAUUCACACUUGACUCCAAUUUUGGUUUUGGUUUUUGGCAGAAUUUAGGCCACAACUUUAUUGAUUACAGAAAGGGACUGGUUGCAUAGGCUUCUGGUUCGACUAGCUCCCUGCCAUGCAGGUAGCGCUGACCCAGGGCACCAGCAUAGGUCAGCCAAGGGUGAACACCUGGAUAAGCGGAAAGCCGGGAGCAGGCUAACUCCGCCACCCAGAUGUCCCCCUGGACUCAGGCAUGGGCACAACCCCCUCACAGGGUUGACCAAACCAUCGAGUCCCUGGAUUUCUUUAAUGGAAUACCCUUCACAUAGGGAUGGCAAAAGCGUUCUCCCAUCCCUAUCACCUGAGCCAGAGCCUAUCCGCAACCUUACAAGUUGUGAUGAUUUGCUAAGCAGCAGGCGGAACCCAAAUGGCAACAGCCAAUCAGCCAAGUGGGGAAAAUUGCUGCCGUACCCCUGUCCCAACGACAGACAACACACGGUGGCAUAGCAAGGUCAAGUGCAAAGCCCUAAAAGUAGGGAGAGGUGGGCAGGUGUUCCGAAUGCACGUGCCGAAAGAGGAAGCUCUGGGUCACGUGCAUGGGCAUAAAUAGGUCCCUCAAACAGUUUGGAUUGUGUCCCAUUGGCCAGAUUGCACCCAGCUACGAGGGACGCGGGUGGCGCUGUUGGUUAAACUACUGAGCCUAGGGCUUGCCGAUCAGAAGGUUGGUGGUUCAAAUCCCCGCGACAGGGUGAGCUCCCGUUGCUCGGUCCCUGCUCCUGCCAACCUAGCAGUUCGAAAGCACGUCAAAGUGCAAGUAGAUAAAUAGGUACCACUCCGGCGGGAAGGUAAACGGCGUUUCCGUGCGCUGCUCUGGUUCGCCAGAAGCGGCUUAGUCAUGCUGGCCGCAUGACCUGGAAGCUGUACGCUGGCUCCCUCGGCCAAUAAAGCGAGAUGAGCGCCGCAACCCCAGGGUCGGCCACGACUGGACCUAAUGGUCAGGGGUCCCUUUACCUUCACCUUUACGAGGGACCUACCAAUCGGGUGUUGUGGCUGACCAAUCGUACCCACCCACAACACAGGGUUUCAGUUUCCAGGUCUCACCACAAUACGUGCCCUCUUUAAGGGAGGACCCGAUUUCACCCAAGUUCAGUCAGUUUCUUCUACUUUCUCCCUUGCCAGUAUCCCCCAAAGAUUGCUGACAGGUCAAGUGAGACCUUGAAAUUCUUCCUUUGAUGGACUUAAUCUUUUAAGAAUAAUGUACUGUUUUUUAUUUAUGAGCCUAUAUUUCAGUGACUUAAGUGGGAACGAGCUGUACCUGAUUCAUUGGGGCAUCAACUUAAGUUCAUUUUUGUUAUCAAUCUCAAACAUUGACUAUUGCUAUUGCUUGUUGCAAGACUCUAUUAUUCCCGCCCCCAGAAAAAAAUAAUUCCAGUGUUUUCGGAAUAUAGAUCUUUCAGUGCUUUUCUCUCUUAGGCCCCACCCUUCUGUUUGCAAAGAUUGUUCGAGGAAAAGAAGAGGGAAGAAGAUUUUACGCUUGCUCUGCUUGCAGAGAAAGAAGAGACUGUAACUUUUUUCAGUGGGAAGAUGAAAAGGUAUACAGAAAGAAUAAAGGUUUUAACAGUACGGUUGAUACAUUUAAUCCUCAAGAACAUUGUCAAAACACCAAAUCUGAACACUCUUAAAUUGCAUUGAUUUUCGUUAGAGGAUUAAGCACGCACAGUAUUUAACUGUGGUUUGUAUUCUCAGUUUGUAGAGUUCUGGUGAGCAAAGGGCUUGCUAAGGAGUGGAAUCGUAGGGUUAGAUCCAGAUACAAUCAUACUUAGCCCCAUUAAAAUCAGGGUGGAUUUGAUUUAAAAUAAAUCAAUUUAAAACACGAUUUAAAUCACUAGUCAGUAAGACUUGAUUUAAAUCAUUUUUUUGCAGAAAGACUCAUUCUUGAUGGUAUAAUCUUAAUAUUUACAACCAGAUGAAGGUUUCAUUUUUGGAAUAAUAAAUUUUCAGAGCAGUUUUUACAGUUAUAUCAAAAAUUACUGAUUUGGUUAUACUAUUAGAAAUACACAGACAGAUAAUUAUGAAAUUAUUGUGAGGUUUAAUAAGUUAAGUGUUUUUAGUUGGAAAACUUUUCUGCUGUACUUUAUUGGAAGGAGAAAAAUAAUCAUUUCCUUAAUAACAAUUUAAACAAUUUAUUUAACCAAAACAAUAACAUUAUAGCAUAUGUAUCCAUGUUUGUUAACUUAUGUGGUUAAUUUUAUAUUUUAUUUUUAAACUUAGACUGAGUUUUAGCACACAUGAAAAACUUAAAACAAAUCCUUAUUUCCUGAUGAAUAGCCUUUGGACUAUAAUGUAACUUAAAUAGAAAACUAUCUUUAGAAAGAUUUUUCCUCCAAAAGCAUUUUAUUUUAAAAAUCCAAUUUAAAUUUAAAAAAAUCCAUUUUUAAAUUUUUUUUUUAAAGAAAAUCAUUGAUUUUUAGUCACCCUGAUUGAAAUCAAUGUGAUUUAAGGUAGGCAGGACUGAGUCAUCUCACUGAUUUCAACAGGUCUUCUCAAAGCAUUAAGAACAGCUCGAUUUUAAAUGGGAUUAGGAUUGCAUCCUGGAUCCAACUCAUAAGAGACUUCCUCAUAAAUAUUAAGGUGUGAUAUAUAGCUGGUAUCUUUAUACAUUGGUAUCUACAUAUUGCUGGAAUUUUGUUCACCAAUACAGCUGGACAGUUAAGCAUCUUGAAGAACCGCAGGAAUUUAUACUACAGUAGUGCACCCAUAUGAGAACUAGGUACUCUAAAGAAUACUCAGUGGCAGUGCUUUUUUUCUUAAAAAACAGUUUAGGGGUACUCUCAUUUUUCUACUCAUAUUGAAAUACUGCCCCUCAAUGAGGCCAAACUUAGAUUCACAAAAGGUUCAGGGGUAUGCGUACCCCCAGGAAAAAAGCACUGCUCAGUGGUGUGUUUUUUAAAGCUGUGUGUCAUUGGCAGAGAUGGACAUAAAAGAAGGGGAGAAAAUGGGGAAAUUGGCUGAAGACUUUAGAAGAGAGAACCAGUGAAUGUGCACAUCUGAAGUCAUGUUUCAGUCAUUUAGCAAAAAAUCCACAAUUUGAUUAUUAUUAUUGUUAUUAUUAUUAAAUUAAAUUUGUAUACCACCCUAUACCUGCAGGUAUCAGGGCGGUUCACAGGAUAAAAUCAGAAUAUAAAACAUCAAAAUACAUGAUCAAAAUAAAAGCAAAAACAUCCCAGUAGUUCUUCUUCCCAAACGAAGCAAAUACUUAAGUACAGUGGUGCCUCGCAAGACGAAAUUAAUUCGUUCUGCGAGUUUUUUCGUCUUGCGAAUUUUUCGUCUUGCGAAGCACGGUUUCCCAUAGGAAUGCGGUUUUAAGAAAAAGGAAACAAACUUGCAAGACGUUUUCGUCUUGCGAAGCAAGCCCAUUGGGAAAUUCGUCUUGCGAAGCAACUCAAAAAACCAAAAACUCUUUCGUCUUGCGAGUUUUUCGUCUUGCGAGGUACCACUGUAUGUAGAACUGAGGACUACUAUGAAGCAAAAUUUGGAUUUUUAAAAUUUCUGAGUGGGCCAUAGAUUCUGAGAGAAAAAUUUGAAACUUGAGCCAGACUGAAUUCUCAAAAACCGUAUCUGUUUGUGAUAAAUAUUGUAUGUAUUGUAAAUAUGUAAAUAUUGAAUUUCUACGUAUAUUUCAUACACGUUUUCCUCAGGUAUCAGAAGCUAGACUUUCAGCACGGGAAAUUUACAACCAACGCCAUCAACCAUUAUUAUCUCACAGAGACAAUGUAGAGAGGUACCUAUACAAUUAUUAUUUUUAUUUGAAUGAAUCAGUAUUCCUUUUUUAAAAAAAACAAAAAACCAGGAGUAGUAUUUGGUGUUCCUGUACUGCCUAGUGCAAGAGGUUUCUCCUUGCAGAAAGGAAUUUCCCCCUCUUUGCUCCAGGGAAUCUUUUGUUUAUUUAUUUGUACUUUUCAAGUUUAUACAUUUCACUAGUUUUACAUCCAUUUUGACAUUUCAAAACUCGACUUCCAUCCUCUUCUUUCUGCAGUUCCUUAAAUUUAUUUUCAAUACCUUCUGCAUGUCGAAAUUAACUUAAUUUGCUCGUUUAUUCAUCUUCUUUAAAUACAUGCUCUUAUAAAGCUGCAGCUUGUUACAAUAAUCCUGACCAUGUUUUUAUCUGUUUAUAAUUUAUCUGUAAAUAUUCAAUAAACCGUUUCCAUUCUUUUCUAUAUAUAUAAAUGUUUUCUUGAUUUCUUAUUCUCCCGGUAAGUUUUGCCAUUUUUGCAUAUUCCAUAAGUUUUUGUAUCCAUUCUUCCUUUACUGGGACUUCUGCUUCUUUCCAUUUUGAGGCAAGUAACAUUCUGGCUGCUGUAGUAGCAUGCAUGAAUAAGUUUCUAUACAUUUUAGGUAGUUCUGUCCCUAUAAUUCCCAAAAGAAAAGCUUCUGGGUUUUUUUACAAAGGUUAUUUUAAACAUCCUUUUCAUUUCAUUAUAUAUCAUUUCCCAGUAAGCUUUGACCUUACUAUAAGGCCGUCACAUGUGAUAGAAAGAACCUUCUUUCUCAUUACAUUUCCAACUCUUAUUUGAUUUAGAUUUAUGCAUUUUUGCCAGCUUCCUUGGUGUUAGAUACCAUUGAUAUAUCAUUUCCAUAUAAUUUUAUCUUAGACCAGGGACGUCCAACGGGUAGAUCGUGAUCUACCCAGCAGAUCACUGAAUGUCUGUGGUAGAUCACUCGUAGAUCACCGGCUCCCCGCAAAGAAGUUCAACAACUUUGGCAUGCAGAAGCAGAGUUCAUCUAUAUCAGGGGUCAGCAACCUUUUCCAGCCGUGGACCGUCCCUCAGACCAUGUGGUGGGCCGGACUAUAUUUUUUGGGGGGGAAUGAAUGAAUUCCUAUGCCCCACAAAUAACCCAGAGAUGCAUUUUAAAUAAAAGCACACAUUCUACUCAUGUAAAAACACCAGGCAGGCCUCACAAAUAACCCAGAGAUGCAUUUUAAAUAAAAGGACACAUUCUACUCAUGUAAAAACAAGCUGAUUCCUGGGCUGUCCACGGGCUGGAUUGAGAAGGUGAUUGGGCCGGAUCCGGCCCACGGGCCUUAGUUUGCCUACCCCUGAUCUAGAUGGGCGGAGAGACACUCGUAGAGUAAGGAGUUGGAGGUGAGGACGAAGGCAAUCAAAUGCCAUUACAGCUCUGUGACGGAUUUCUAAUUUGUGUUCAUAUAUAAGGUACAAGGAGUAUGUAGCGUUGCCACAGUCAGAAAGGAGGUUUUGCAGAGAAUGCCAGCUGCUGCUGUUGCCAUCAGAGUGGGGAAGACACCUGGACCAUCAGGUCCUUAGUGACGUCUCUGUUGCCCAUCUGAAAAGGCCCAGCCAGCUCCUCAUCCCUCUGGAGAAUAAGAAGACAAACGCACAAUACCUGUUCACCGAGAGAAGCUGCCAGUUCCUGCUGGACCUUAUCACUACGCUGGGUUUUAAAAGGGUGCUUUGUGUUGGCACCCCAAGGUAAGACAGUGAGUAUAUAGUGGUAUCUCUGGAUACGCACACCUCUGGUUGUGUAUCCUUCAGGAGGCGAACAUGGCAAACCCAGAAGUAUUUUUCCAGGUUUCGCCGCUUGCUCAUGUGCGCAAGCGCUCUACGCACCACGGUUGUGAAUUCCUCAGGAUCCGACCGGAGCUCUGGAAUGGAUCCCAUGCACAACCGGAGGUACCACUGUAUUUGGUCCCAGUGGGACCUGGAAAUUGGUACCACUUUGGGUUCAAAACGGGAUGCAGGUGGCACUGUGGGUUAAACCACAGAGCCUAGGACUUGCCGAUCAGAAGGUCGCGGUUCGAAUCACCGCGACGGGGUGAGCUCCCGUUGCUCGGUCCCUGCUCCUGCCAACCUAGCAGUUCGAAAGCACGUCCAAGUGCAAGUAGAUAAAUAGGUACCCCUCCGGUGGGAAGGUAAACAGCGUUUCUGUGUGCUGCUCUGGUUCGCCAGAAGCGGCUUAGUCAUGCUGGCCACAUGACCCGGAAGCUGUAUCCCGGCUCCCUCGGCCAAUAAAGCGAGAUGGGCACCGCAACCCCAGAGUCGGUCACGGCUGGAACUUUUCCUUUACCUCUUCGGGUUCUAAAAGGCUUAGUCAUGAGGCAUUUGGCGUUGCUUAAACAGAUAAGGGAUUGUGACUUAUUUCUAAAACAACUUCACUGAAGUAAAUAGCACUUCCUUCUCUUGAGUAAUGGAAAAGUGGCUUUGGAUGCUUGCCAGAAGCAUUAGCAAAGCCCAUCCAACAUUCAGUGUUGAAUGCUAAUGAAACAAAACCUUAAAAUGAUUGUACAGUCGUACCUCCGCUUACGUAUCCCUCCAGUUACGUAAAGAAUUGCUUGUACCCUGUUACUUAUAUAGUCAUGGGAUUCAUGGCUUUAUGGGGGGGGGGAAUAGGUGGCUUCCUCGUAUGUUUAAAAAGAACAUUCUGCAUCAUUGUGUAUUGUCUUGAUAUUCACGUAUCUUACAUUUAAAUGGUUCAUGUUAAUCUUUCCAGGCUGCAUGAAUUCAUCAAAUUCCAAACAUCGCAGGAUCAGGAAAUCGGCAUUAAGAGCCUUUUGUUAGAUAUUGAUUUCAGGUAAGCUUUUAUUAAAAGUUAUUUCCCCCCUCUGAUAAAACCACCACAAAGCUUAUUUAAAAGCUGUGCAAAAAAGGAAUAAAAUGGAACAGUUGUGCUAGCCGAAGCUUGUUGCGAAACAACGGAUUCUUCUUGUGCAAUCUGUCGAAAAACCAACUUUGAUAAUGUGCAUUCUUUUGCUUUGCGCAGCAGUUGGCUACGGCUCAGUAUAAAUGAUUAUUCCCCUCUGCUGUGUAGAUGUAGACUUGAUCUAUGAGAUAUGGGGAAAUGGUCAGCUCUUUUAAGAAUGUCACAUGGACCCUAGGAACAGGAAUAGACCUUGAGAAGUGAAGAGGUAUCUGGAGGUCAGGGGAGGGGAGAAAAGAAGGGCAGAAAGUCCUAGUGAUGCAGCAAUAGAACCGCUAACACAUCUGCAAAGCUAAGCAGGGUCUGGUGUGGUCUCAAAUUGGAUGGGAGACCAUGUGUUGAUAUUCCUGGGCCCUUCCAGUUCUAUAAACCUGUGAUUCUAUGACAAGUCACUAAGAAAGAGGAAUCUGAUGGAAAUGUAGGUGGCAACUUUUAAGGCCAGAGAAGACAGGAAACUGAGGCCAUUUCACAUGCUGACUUGAGGCAACAAGUCGAUUUUGGCAGACUUCUUUUCUUUUUUGAAUAUAAUGGGAAUACUUAAUUUACAGGUACUCUCAGUUUUAUACAGAGGAGGACUUCUGCCAUUACAACAUGUUUAACCACCAUUUCUUUGCUGGAGAGGUAAGGCCUAGCCAAAUACUGGGAAUUCUUUAUGAAUACUACUUGUGGAACAUAGCACUUCUCUCAUUUCUUUGAAUGAACAUUAGGAGCUAAGCAGAUAUUUAUUGUUAUUUAUUUAUUUUAUUUAUUUAAUUUGUAUACCUCUCUAUACCCGGGGGUCUCAGGGCGGUUCGCAGAAUAAAAUCAAGAUAUAAAACCACAAGAUACCUAAUAAAAAUAAAACAACAGCCCAAUAGCAACCCCCAAAAAAACACAUUUUAAAAGGGCAUAGGAUGUAAAUCGGUUCAGCCAAAGGACUGGUUGAAAAGGAACGUUUUUGCCUGGCACCUAAAUGUGCAUAAUGAAGGCGCCAGGCAAACUUCCUUGGGGAGAGCAUUCCACAGACGGGGAGCCACUGCAGAGAAGGCCCUGUUCUCGUGUUGCCACCCUCCGGACCUUUCGAGAAGGAGGCACACGAAGGAGGGCCUCGGAAGAUGAUCUCAGGGUCCGGGUAGGUUCAUAUUUGUGUGGGGAUCUGCUCGUUGGGGAUUCAAAGACUUGCGUAAUCAAUGCAAUGGACAUUUGUUUGUCCUUUCCAUUUUUCUCCUGUCUCAUCAAGGCGCAGCCCUGUACAUGGCUACUCAGAAGGAAGCCCAGCUGAGUUCAGUGGGGCUUAUUCCUAGGUUAGCAUGUAUAGAAUUGCAGCUUAAAUGUUUUAAGAAAAAUACAGCGCAAGAAUAUCUCUCAAAUAAAAUGCGGGUGCAAAACAGAUAAAAUUAUUCCACAUGCUAGAGAGCCGUUACGUAUGCUUACACAUAAGACGGCAAAGGGACCCCUGACCAUUAGGUCCAGUCGCGGAUGACUCUGGGGUUGCUGCGCUCAUCUUGCUCUAUAGGCCGAGGGAGCCGGCGUUUGUCCACAGACACUUCUGGGUCAUGUGGCCAGCAUGACUAAGCCGCUUCUGGCAAACCAGAGCAGCGCACGGAAAUGCCGUUUACCUUCCCGCCGGAGCGGUAUCUAUUUAUCUACUUGCACUUUGACGUGCUUUUGAACUGCUAGGUUGGCAGGAGCUGGGACCAAGAAACGGGAGCUCACCCCAUCGCAGGGAUUCGAAACACCAACCUUCCGAUCGGCAAGCCCUAGGCUCUGUGGUUUAGACCACAGUGCCACCCCUGUCCCUAUUGUUGUUGUUGUUUAGUCGUGUCUGACUCUUCGUGACCCCAUGGACCAGAGCACGCCAGGCACUCCUGUCCUCCACUGCCUCCCGCAGUUUGGUCAAACUCAUGUUCGUAGCUUCGAGAACACUGUCCAACCAUCUCGUCCUCUGUUGUCCCCUUCUCCUUGUGCCCUCCAUCUUUCCCAACAUCAGGGUCUUUUCCAGGGAGUCUUCUCUUCUCAUGAGGUGGCCAAAGUAUUGGAGCCUCAGCUUCAGGAUCUGUCCUUCCAGUGAGCACUCAGGGCUGAUUUCCUUAAGAAUGGAGAGGUUUGAUCGUCUUUCAGUCCAUGGGACUCUCAAGAGUCUCCUCCAACACCAUAAUUCAAAAGCAUCAAUUCUUCGGCGAUCAGCCAUAAUUGGAUGUAAAUAGAAUGUAUAGGGAUAUCAUACUUUUAAAUUCAUGCCUUAGAAACCUUUUUCACUACUUCUGAGAUUCCAAAGUGAUGCCUAUAGGUUAACUGACAGAUCACCACUUAGUUUGAAAUGGAAGUUGUCUCUGAUCUCUUGCAGGCUGCUUAUGAGAUAUGUGAGAAGUUCUUGCAGGAGGACAGUGGGAAAGACGUCAUCAUGGUGGCUGAUCCUCCCUUUGGGGGCUUGGUCGAAGCUUUGGCGUUUAGUUUCAAAAAGCUGAUUGCAAUGUGGAGACAAACAAGUGGUGCAGGUAACUAUUUCUGAUUUCCAAUCAAUUUGAUAUUAGAAAAAUGAAGGCAGCUUUUCUAAUUCCAGAUGGUAUAUAUUUGCUGGACAAGUAGAAUGCAACAAUGCAGGCGCUAUUUGCCAUUUGCCUCGGGCUGCAAACUUUAAUUGGCAGACUCAUCCGUUAAAGCUUUAUCUGAAGAACAAGGGACAACAGCCAUUACAAAACUGUUUAUAGGUUUAUGUGCUUUCAGGCAGCGCUUGUAGAUUUUUAUUAUCUGUUACUUUAUGUGAUGAAAAGUACAUUUUUUAUUCCCUUUGCUUUCCUAGAUCCUGCUGACAACAACUUACCCAUACUUUGGAUAUUUCCAUACUUCUUUGAGUCACGUAUUCUUGAAUUUUUUCCAAAUUUCAGUAUGCUGGAUUAUCAGGUAUGGGCCCAGAGAAGUGGUAUUGUGAAGUUUUAAAAAAAGCAUUCUUUUUUCUAAAGCUAGUCAUUUCAUGGUGGAUAUGGACUCUGGUAAUUUAUUUUGUGUUGGCUAGGAUGAGAUGAAACCCAUUGUCAGAGCACUUUGAAUUUCCUGCUCUGACUGAUGCUUUUUGUGCUGCAACGGGAGACAAUGUACCUCGGGUUAAGUACUUAAUUCGUUCCGGAGGUCCGUUCUUAACCUGAAACUGUUCUUAACCUGAAGCACCACUUUAGCUAAUGGGGCCUCCUGCUGCCGCCGUGCUACCGGCGCAUGAUUUCUGUUCUCUUCCUGAAGCAAAGUUCUUAACCCGAGGUACUAUUUCUGGGUUAGUGGAGUCUGUAACCUGAAGCGUCUGUAACCUGAAGUGUCUGUAAUCCGAGGUACCACUGUAGAGCAUUGGUCUUUAAGAACCCACUAUAAAAAUGCAUGUAAUUUUUUUAAAAAACAUUCGUCCCAACAACUAUUUUGGGGUAAAGGUGGAUCCAGCCUCUGAAAAGGCUGAAGACUACUGAUAUACAGAGUAUUUCACUCUCUCCAAAGUCACACACGUUAUCAUUCUAGACAGGCUUUUCAGUGGAGCUACUGAUGGACUGAAAUUUGAAAAUAGUGGCACCCUAAUCUUGCUCUUUUCUUGUCUUUGGGGAACUGGACUUCUAAAUAUUAUAAGCAUAGGUAGAGAAUAGAUUGAAAAUGUACACGAGGACUCUUUCCUGACUUGGAAUUUAGCUGAUAAAAGCUAUUCAGUGUGUUUCAACUCUGUUGUCUUUUAUUUUCUAGGUGGACUAUGAUAAUCAUGCCCUUUAUAAGCACGGAAAAACAGGUCGUAAACAGUCUCCAGUUCGUAUAUUUACCGACAUUUCACCACGUUUGAUAGUGCUUCCUGUGGAAGAAGGAUACAGGUAUAGCUUUUGCUUAACCUGAGAGGAGCUAAAAGGUUUUUGAAUUUUACUUUAUAAAAAAAUAGUGUUUACAAAGUGUUUGCGUGGCCUAUUGAGAAAUCUGUUUACUUAAUUGUAGCGCUGUAUCGUGAAUAUUCCUUACAGCAGACUAAUAAUUUUAAUUGUUUUUUUCUGGGUCUGCCAGGUUUUGCUCCAUCUGCCAGCGGUACGUUAGUUCAGACAACCAGCACUGUGAAAUCUGUGAUUCAUGCACAUCAAAAGUAAGUGUGUUUAGAAAGAGUUUUAGCAAGACUUGGUCUUCAACUUUAGUACUUAUCUUGCAGAAUAGCAUUUUUGUGUGACUGCAGGAGGAUACAGACUUGCCCACUUUGGAUUAGCACAUUUCUUUCUAACAAUGUGGCCUGUAAGAGGAAUAUCAAGAAAGAAAAUAAAAUUUUGCUCUUUUAGUCAAGGAAGAUAUGCCAUGUGUGCAAGGAAAAGGGGACAUUAGUAUUAAAACAGCGGGGGGGGGAUUAACAACUGGAGCGCUAAAUAUUUCGAUUUUUAAACUAUAUACAACUUUUAUAAUUUUUCAAAUAGGAUGGGAGACGUUGGACACAUUGUUCCCUUUGCAAAAAAUGUGUAAAACCCUGUAAGUAUUACAAAUGAUCACUUUUUACCAUAAAAUUUGCAAUAAAAAGAUCAAGAUCAAACUAUUAAGAGUGUUAAGCAGCUAUACUCAACAAGACACUCUAAACAAAUAGCCUUAAUCAAUAAGGGACUUCGACAGGGGGUUGGACUAGAUGACCCUGGGGUCCCUUCCAAUUUUAUGAGUCUACACACGAGUUUUCUUCUGUGUUGUGGAAGAACAUGGCUCCUUUUGAAUUGCCCAUUCUUUCCUAGGCUGGCUAGAGACCUGAACAGGGUACAGUGGUACCUCGGGUUAAGUACUUAAUUCGUUCCGGAGGUCCGUUCUUAACCUGAAACUGUUCUUAACCUGAAGCACCACUUUAGCUAAUGGGGCCUCCUGCUGCUGCCGUGCUGCCAGUGCACGAUUUCUGUUCUUAUCCCGAAGCAAAGUUCUUAACCUGAAGCACUAUUUCUGGGUUAGCGGAGUCUGUAGCCUGAAGCGUAUGUAACCCGAGAUACCACUGUAUUCCCCUUAAGGGUUGCAGGAAAUGAUCCCAGUGGCUGGAAUUCUCACAGAAUUUAACAACUUACACAUUUUCAUUGUUACUUUUCCCACCCUUCACAGCUUGGAUUCAUUGCAGCGUUUGUGGUCGCUGUGCUCUGCCGAGUCACUCUUGUAAGAAUACUGAUGCUGGAUCUGAGACGGGAUGCUUCAUUUGUGGAGCGACAGACCAUAAACGUGCCACAUGCCCUAAUCUACAUGUGGUUAGGAGAAUACACCAGUAAGUUCAUCCUACCAUUAUCUACUGUGUACUUACAGUGUCAACAUCCAUAAAGGUUCUGAAUAUAUACCGUAUUUUUCACCCUAUAGGACGCACCGGCCCAUAGGAUGCACCUAGUUUUCAGGGGGGGAAAUCAAGGAAAAAAAUAUGAUCCCCCCCCCCGCAGCUCUGGGAGCAGCGGACAGGCUGCACGCAGCCUGUGCGCUACUCAAGACCUUCUCCCUGCUUUUGCGGGAGGUGGCGAAUUCCCCACCUCCCGCAAAAGCCCACAGAGCCCGCGUGACUCCUGUGGGCUUUCGACCAGGCGGGCGAAGGGACGGCCACGGCCCGUCAGGCCCUUGUCCCUCCUCGAGGAAAAGCCCCCAAGAGCGGUGCGCUCUUUAAAGGGUGCGCGGCUCCUGCAGGCUUUUCUAGGAGGUGGGGGAAUCCCCCCCCCCGGUAGAAAAGCCAGCAGAAGCCGCGGAGCCCCUUUUAAAGAGCACGAGGCUUUUGCGGGCUUUUGCGGGAGGUGGGGGAAUUCCCCAUCUCCCCCAAAGCCCGCAGGAGGGAGAAGGGACUGACUCGGCCAGUCAGUCCUUCUCCCUCCUUGAGAAAAGCCCCCAAGAGCCGCUUGCUCUUUAAAGGGUGUGCGGCUCCUGCGGGCUUUUCUAGGAGGUGGGGAAUUCCCCACCUCCUAGAAAGCCGCUGAGCCCCUUAAAGCGCGCGGCUUUGCGGGAGGUGGGGAAUUCCCCAUCUCCCCCAAAAGCCCGCAGGAGGAGAAGGGACUGACUCGGCCAGUCAGUCCCUUCUCCCUCCUUGGGAAAAAGCCCCCAAGAGCCGCUUGCUCUUUAAAGGGUGUGCGGCUCCUGCGGGCUUUCUAGGAGGUGGGAAUUCCCCACCUCCUAGAAAAGCCGCGGAGCCCCUUUAAAGCGCGCGCGGCUUUUGCGGGAGGUGGGGGAAUUCCCCCAUCUCCCGCAAAAGCCCAAAGGAGGGUUGGAGAGUAGCGGCAAGGCAUCACGCGCCUUCCCGCUGCCCCCCAUCCUCUGGGGCUGGCGAUGGGGGAAGCGCUGCUUUCCCCCACCGCCAGCCUCAAGAGCAGACUCUCCUGGCUUCAGCAGAAGCAACGCGAAGCCUCCGGAGCGCAGGCUUCGGAGGCUUCGCGUUGCUAUCGCUGAAGCCAAGGAGUCUGCAUUCGCCCCAUAAGACGCACACACAUUUCCCCUUCAUUUUUGGAGGGGAAAAAGUGCGUCUUAUAGGGCGAAAAAUACGGUCUAUUUUUAAGGGGAGGGAUUCCAAACAUCCCUUCUUUAUAUCUUCCCUCCGGCAGCUAUUUAUUGCAGUUCACAUUUCCAGUUUUAUAGCUCUGAAAAUGCAGCGCUCAAGAUUAUUUGCCUUGCUUUGCAGAGGCGGGAAAAAGUCAAGGCAAAAAAAGAAGAAGAAGAAGUUGGUGGAUGUGAAUGCUACGAAAAUGACAAGUGGAAAGAAGAUGAGAAGUGCAGUAUAAAUUAUGGGAUAUGUUUGCACGAGUCCUUCAUUCAGUGUUCUCCAAAUAUUAAUCUGGAUACUGAAUAUGACUGAAUCGGAGGCUAUAUUUUGCAACUCUGCAAAUAUCACCAAAACACCAACUUUUGCUGAUGUGCUAAAUGUGUGGAAACAUAUAUAUAUAUCUCAAUAUUACAGUCUUUUUAGCACACUGUGUAUAUACACUUUCAACAAUGCACAACAAUGUAACUGAGUUAAUAUUUUAUAAAUAUUAAUAUAUUUUUGC
Molecule: messenger RNA, 22191 nt
Organism: Podarcis lilfordi (Lilford's wall lizard)
Lineage: Eukaryota; Metazoa; Chordata; Lepidosauria; Squamata; Lacertidae
Source: the annotation of a GenBank genome assembly